AUGGCCGCCAUCACUCACCCACUUCACACUUCCACCGUCACUUUCAGAAUCCCAACCCGUCCAUCCUACAGGUUUACACCCACCCACAAACUCAUCAUCACAGCUUCUUCGACUUCAAACAAACCCAUCUCCGGCAGAAGGCUAAUCGCUGCGGUCAUAGGCGGUGGCCCAGCAGGAUCCUCAGCGGCAGAGGCGUUAGCUUCCGGCGGGGUAGAGACAUACCUAUUUGAGCGCAGCCCCUCCGGCGCCAAACCAUGCGGCGGUGCGAUUCCACUCUGUAUGCUCGAGGAGUUUUCCAUACCACCGGAGCUCGUCGACCGGAAAGUAACCCACAUGAAAAUCAUUUCCCCAUCCAACCUCACUGUCGACUUCGGUAAAACCCUCAAGUCCCACGAGUAUAUCUCCAUGCUCCGUCGCGAAGUUCUUGAUUCUUAUCUCCGGUCAAGAGCUGAAUCGAAAGGUGUCAUCCUCCUUAAAGCGCUUGUAACGAAGCUUGACGUCCCCACCUCACCUAACCAACCUUACAUCAUCCAUUACACAGUCAACAACCGAAUCAAGUACCUCCCCGUCGACGUCAUUGUCGGCGCCGACGGCGCCAACAGCCGCGUGGCAAAGUCUAUUCACGCCGGAGACUACGCCUGCGCUAUCGCCUACCAAGAGCGGAUCAAACUCCCCGACGACAAAAUGGAAUACUACCAAAACCUCGCUGAGAUGUACGUCGGAGACGACGUCUCACCGGACUUCUACGGAUGGGUCUUCCCAAAAUGCGAUCACGUCGCCGUCGGCACCGGAACCGUCUGCUCAAAGCCAAACAUUAAACGAUACCAGCAAGGGAUCCGAUCAAGAGUCCUCCCAAAGAUCGCCGGUGGGAAAGUAAUCAAAGUGGAAGCCCAUCCAAUACCGGAACACCCUCGUCCAGUUCGAGUCCGUGGCAGGGUGGCUCUGGUAGGAGACGCCGCCGGGUAUGUGACGAAAUGCUCCGGCGAAGGAAUCUACUUCGCAGCAAAGAGUGGAAGAAUGUGUGGCGAAGCAAUCGUGAAAGCUUCGGAGGGAGGGCAUAGGAUGAUCGGAGAGAGUGAUUUGAAAAGGGAGUAUCUGAAACAAUGGGAUUCCAAGUAUAUAACAACUUUCAGAUUCUUGGAUUUGCUGCAACAUGUGUUCUAUGGGAACAAUGCGGCAAGGGAGGCGUUGGUGGAGCUUUGUGGUGAUGAAUAUGUUCAGAGAAUGACAUUUGAGAGCUAUUUGUACAAGAAAUUAGCGAAUGGGAAUAGAUGGGAGGAUUUAAAGAUGGUUUCUGGUACGAUUGGGAGUUUGAUAAGGUGUAAGCUUGUUGGGAAAGAGAUGGAGUCGUUUGAUAAGAAUGUUCUUGCAAAGUUCGUGUGA
Molecule: messenger RNA, 1383 nt
Organism: Lactuca virosa
Lineage: Eukaryota; Viridiplantae; Streptophyta; Magnoliopsida; Asterales; Asteraceae
Source: the annotation of a GenBank genome assembly